GGGUCCCCGCAGCGCCGCGCACGAGGCCGCGAUUUGCUUGAUGAGCGGAGAGAAAGAUCCCCUGCCGACGACAGCGACGAGGAUGCCCUGUCGCCCAGCUUGGAGGACGAAAGCGAUGGGUUUCCAGCGUCGUCUCGUAACCAUGGCAACCACUACAGAGCGACGCCUCACCUGGACGCCAGCGCGUGUCAUUACGCCGAGUCGCCGUCAAAUGACGCCGCGCUGGAGUCGGAGGCGAACGUCAGUUGCCAUGAUGUUGCAUCAGAAGGGUUCACGGACACCGAGCUGCACCCUGACGACGAUGCGGAAGGGGAGAAGAAGGACAAAAGAGACGACAGCGAGGAAGGACAGAUGGAGGCAGGGGACGACAAGAAAGACAAAGACGGGAAAGAUGAGGACAAAGGUCCCGAGAAGCCCCCGUACAGCUACAACGCCCUCAUCAUGAUGGCCAUCCGCAGCAGCCCGGAGCAGCGCAUGGCCCUCAGCCAGAUCUACGAGUUCAUCAUGAAGAACUUCCCUUACUACAAGGGCAACAAGCAGGGCUGGCAGAACUCCAUUCGCCACAACCUCAGCCUUAACAAGUGCUUCAUCAAGGUCCCUCGCCACUACGACGAUCCGGGGAAGGGGAACUAUUGGAUGCUGGACCCGGCUUGCGAUGACGUGGUCAUCAGGGGAAACAAACUCGGUCGUCGGCCCAAGUCUGUUGUCCGCACUAAGUGGUCUCACCUCUGGAUGGGUGGGUCUCCCAUGGCGUCCGCAUACUCUCGCUACGCCUUGGCCGGAAGUCUGUCCGCUGGGGGACUGUAUCCUAGUCAUCAUCCAAUGAGCCGCUUCCACCCGUAUACCGCUCUACCCCACCCUGGCUUCUACCCUACCAAACUGACCGCUGCGGCGGCAUCCGUCAACGCGGUCGCAGCUGCUGCUGCAGCAGCUGGACUAACCACCUGGCCACAUGCGGCCAAUCCUGUAAGCUAUCUUAGCCACAUGCCCGCCACCCGGGGUGCUGCUAACCCCGCUGCGUCUGUGAUGAUGUAUCCAGAAUAUGCGGCAGCCUACGCAGAACACUUGGCAGCCGCGGCUUCUGCCGUACCCAAGCUGUCAGCGAAGGCGCUCAACUUCUCCGUCGAGAAACUUCUGGCUGGCAACGGCAACGGUGGUGGCGCAACGGACCUCCAGGCGGAAGCCAGGAAGAAAGGUAUGGACGAGGUCAGGAAGUCACUUCCGGUCACUCCGGUGCCUGGGUCUCCCACCUCCCCAUCCCGCCAGACGCCACACGCCACUAAGCCAGUGUCACCGCUAACGUUGGUGGCGUUGUCGUCGUCAACGUCUGCCCUCAGCCCCGCGACCCUGACGACGGUGGGUAGGGGAGGUCUCCAGGUGCGCGACAGAGGUGCGCAGGCGACCCCGACCUCGCACGCCUUCUCUCCCUUGUUCCUCCAGUCCUCCUCGGCCGCGGCGCUGGCGUCUUUGUCGUCUGCCUCUUCUUCUUCCAUUUCAACAUCCUCUUCCUCGUCGUCGACCUCCGCCUCUUCGCUGGUGUCCGCGGGAGGGUGCCUGCCGUCGGCGUUGAGCGAAUUUCACAUGUACCCUCCUCUCCAAGCGGGUAGGGGCUAUCACCAUCACAGUCCCCACCCCGCUCACCUGUCUGUCAUGGCAAUGCCAGUGACCGCAGAACUUCACAGCAGAGACUGCAGCAGGUAGCCGUCAAAACGACUUUUUCUUCCCUUAGUUAUUUUUUUCUCAUUUUUUUUUAUCACCAUUACUACUUACUGACAGGUUCAGUGAGUAAUGUAAACAAGAUUUACAGUGCGAGUCAACAAUACCACACAAUGUGUACAUUUAUGCCCUAACUUACAGUGCCGUUCAGUACAACCAGGCAAUGUGUACAGUUUUCUUUUCAUUAUUAUUAUUUUUGUUUUGUUGAUGUGUGUGAGUGCGUCUGACUUCAACAGAACCAGAUCAAAUAUGUACAGUUAUCCACUCGCUACAGUGAACCACUCAAUGGCCACAUCGAUAUUUUGUGAGGCUUUGAUGUAACAAAAAAAUGAAUGUUAAAAAAUGUGCUUGUGUUGACAUUAAAUUAUCCAGUGAUGUGGAAAAAAAACUGACGAAGGUCUGGCACAUGCUACAAAUUUCUCUCAAAAUAUUUGUGCCCCAGUGAAUAUUUCUGGAACUCAAAGGAACACCAUACCCAUCAAACAGUGUAGUCUCUAGUGAUGUGGGUUUUUUCCCCUCUAGUGUGUUUAUGUGAGCUUCGAUGUCACUUGGUAGGUUCUACCGACACUGUGCAGCGAAUCUGUUGAUCCUACAACGACUCUAACCAGGUGGACGACUAAAAAAAAAAAAAAAUAAAUAAGUAAAAAAAUAUAUAAAUCUGCCUACAGUGUGUAGUGAAAAGUUAUUGCAAUCUACAUGUUUCCAGCUUAGUUAUAAGUAAUAUUGUAGAUUCGCAAGUAAGAUAAAAAAGAGUGUGUGUGUGUGGAUGCAAAAGGUGUGUGUGUGUGCUCUCUGAAAUGUUCUGGAGUUUUAUACACUCGUAAAAAAAAAAAAAAAAACUCACGGGUCGUCGGAAUGGUUUCACUGUCGUCUGAUGGCGGUAAAUGUUUCUCUCAUUACCGUUGCCCAAACACCGUUUCACUUCAUUAUAGUGAAACCACGACAUAUAAUAAAUUUUUCUUUGUUGUAAUGCUAGCAUUUAUAAUGAGGAUCGUCUCUAAAAUGUGAUUUUUAGGUCCACUGGCAAACAUCCACAAAAUUUAUAUCGAUUGCAUAAUGGCUCUCAUCUCAUUUUUAUGUUAACCACGACUAAUUAUUCAGUGAUUUCCGUGUUACAUUUGCAUGAGGAUGGUUAACUCAACAAUUGUUAUUAAAAUUCCUGUAAAACAUUGUGUUUUUAGGAUUAUUUUUAAUAGUCGUCUAUUGCUUGAACAAUUAUUUCUACUUUAAUUUAUUCCACAUAAAGACACGAGACAUAUAAAAAUUAAUUAACUUUGCCUCUUUGUGAAAGGAGCUAAGCUUUCUCUUUGUUUAGUUGAGCUGUAGCAGAUAACUUAGAGAAGGUUCUGAUAACUAAAUGUAUUUUCUCUCAUUUUAUUUUAUUGUGGCAAUCUUGAAAACCCGCUGUUUCUAAAUUAGGAUGAUAGUAGGAUUAUGAUAAUUGUGACGAAGCGCAGAUAAAUUUUAAAUAAUUAUUAUCUAAUUACUAAUGUUACUAUGUUUUGUUUUAUUAUUAAAUUACUACUAUCAUCUUGUCACAUUUUUUAAAAUCUAGGCCCGCGGCAGGUUAAUUUUUUUAUGGUCACCAGAUUACCGCUGCUUAAUCAUUUUAUUGUUGGGAAUGAAAAGAAAGUCAUUGUGUAAAAGUUUACUUUUUAUGCAGUGUGUAGUUUGUUAUAAUCUUCCAUUGCUAUUUUAUUGCCUCUUGCACUUGGGAGAGUUAAUGUUUUAAAUAUUUUUUGUGUGAAAAAAAAAAAUCUGUCGUUUAUUCACGGUGCUGUCUGAAAACCCUGAAAUAUCUUUCGACAACAUAAUGAACAUGGUGAGCUAAUUUUGUGCCCAUCAUAAGGAAUGAAUGAAAAUAAUUCGUUGACAUUCUUCUCCUCUUCUGGUACAAAUGCUGCUAUUAAUGUCCCAACUAUAAAUAAUAAUGAUUAUGAUGAUUAUUAUUAUUAAUGCUUAUUACCUUAGUUCCCAUGUACACCUUUCAUUCUUUCCACAUGUGCCCCCCUCCCAUUCUGGUGUGACAGUAACAAAGCACUUGUUUGUUUGAGUGCAUUCAUUAUUGUACAUUUUUACACACAGGAGAGAGGGAAGAGGGAAAAGAACUGGCAGAAUGCGGCCUUUUUUCUUUUGCCGUGUUACCUGAUCUUUCUGAGAAAUGAAACUGUGUGAAAUGGCAAAUUAGGUUGCUGUUUGCAAAGCUUUUUUUUUUUUUUCAUUGGUGUCACGGGGUGAAUGUUUGGAAAGCCACCCAUCAUUCAGUUUCAAGGCAUAAUAUCAAUAAAAUGCACGUCUUGUGCUAGCACAUUUUA
Pomacea canaliculata is the source of this 4031-nucleotide messenger RNA. Its product is annotated as forkhead box protein G1-like. The annotation marks the transcript as partial. NCBI's taxonomy places the organism in Eukaryota, Metazoa, Mollusca, Gastropoda, Architaenioglossa, Ampullariidae. The record is from RefSeq and is a predicted model, not a curated record. Gene Ontology annotation, cellular component: nucleus. Gene Ontology annotation, biological process: regulation of transcription by RNA polymerase II. Gene Ontology annotation, molecular function: sequence-specific double-stranded DNA binding; DNA-binding transcription factor activity. The transcript has a single exon.